Messenger RNA from Racocetra persica, 873 nucleotides. The record is from the annotation of a GenBank genome assembly. NCBI's taxonomy places the organism in Eukaryota, Fungi, Glomeromycota, Glomeromycetes, Diversisporales, Gigasporaceae.
UAUCAAUUUCUGGAUUUACAUGAUAUUUUAAAUGGUAAAAUGAAAGAUUUACAGGAAAGAAGAUUUGGUGAAAAGGAAGGAUCUAUGGCUUUAACAGCACAGCAAGUUAAAGAGAUUCUUAGUGAUGAGUUUUUAGAUCCUAAAACACCACAAGGCUUAUUGUAUAGAUUUUUUUUUCAUAAUGCAAUAAUUUUUGCAUGUCGAGAUGGUGAACACUAUUCACUUCAAAGUAAUCAAUUUCAAAUUCAACCUAACGGAAGUAUUUUAUUUUACCGAUAUCGUAAUAAAAAUAAUCAACGAGGAAUUCAAGGUGGAAAUGCACACUGUAUUCAGUUACCAUCUGAUUUAUCAGAUAUUCCUGGACCUGUUAGCAAUUUUACCAAAUAUAUUUCCAAACAUCCACUAGGUGCUUCUGAUAAUUUCUAUUUGCAACCAAACCCAAAUUGGCAUGAUACUAAUAUUUGGUAUCUUAAAACUCAUUGUGGUUUGAAUCGAGUUGGAAAUUUUAUGAGAGAUAUAGGGCAAAAAGUUAAAAAUGCUGAUAUACCAGAGGAUGCCAUUAUGAAUAUUACAGGACACAGAAGUUCACAAGAAUUACAUGCAUAUAAAACUGUUAAUGAAAGUCAAAAAGUUAAUACAAUGAAAACUUUAAUCAAUACUAUAAAACUGGCAUCAAAUACAAAUAUAAUAAGCCAAGAAUCACCUACAGUACUUACCAAAAUUACUGGAUCUCAGAUUAAUUUCAAUACAAAUACAGUUACUAUGCAAGAUAUUAAUAUAGUUCAAGGGCAAAUUCAUAGUGAAUUUCAAAAUCAACGUUCUAUUUUUAAUAAUUGCCAUUUUACGAAUAUUAUAUUUUAUAUGUCACAAUAA